AUGGAGCGCCCUUUUGAUGUGCUGCUUUGCAAUUUGAAACAUCACCCAGAACUUACUUUCACCUCGAGUGAACGUGCUUCUUUCCUCGCCCCUGACCAUAGCCCUGUAUCGCCGGGUGUCAUCGGACAAGCAGGCCUCCCUCCUCAAUGCGGAGUCAAGAAUGCGAAGGGGAUAUGGAAGAUGAAGCGCGUGUGGGUCGGGGAGGGUGAGGGUGAGGAGGGAGAGAGCGAGGCUGUGAAAAAGGAACUUUUCGAAGGCUACUUCUCUUUCAGCAUCAGCUACGACCAGAUGUACAGAAAAGCAGGUCAUGGGAGCGGAUCGACGUGUCGGUUUGCGUUUUGGGGUGUUAGAGCGAUGAAGGAUAAUACGGGAAAGGAGAUCGGGAUAGGCCCAGGGAAGGGGAUUGGAGCGGGAAUGAGGAAAGGGUCGGGGUGGGGAUGA
Messenger RNA from Suillus clintonianus, 441 nucleotides. RefSeq lists its product as uncharacterized. Bases 1 to 441 code for a protein of 146 amino acids. The transcript has 2 exons. The record is from RefSeq and is a predicted model, not a curated record. Lineage: Eukaryota; Fungi; Basidiomycota; Agaricomycetes; Boletales; Suillaceae.